AAUUCACGACGAUCGCGACGACUUCCUGCGUACGUCUACGCCUACGUCACCCAUUGCAUCGCGAGUCGAUCUCCGACAAUCCUUCCACCGCUACAGGAGCUCUUGGCUCUUACUUCCCCUCCGAUAGAAUCGAAAAAAGGGACCACAUAAUCACCGCAUCAAUCGAAGGGGCUGGACAAGGCAGACCAUCAUGCCGGGGUUCGCUGAUUCCUUCUGGUCGAGCGAUUACGCUGCGGGACUUGGUGUCCUGUUCAGCAAGCUUCAACAAGGUGUUCAUGAGAACAGACAGGUUCUGACCAUCGCACGCCUACGCGCCGAAGCCGAGGAGACCUAUGGUCAGCGACUUGGCGAUAUUGCUCCAUCGGCCGACAAGAUCACUGGUGGCUUCAGCCGUGAUGACGGAGCUACCGUUCGUAAGGCCUUCGAUGGCAUGCGAAAUGAGAUGCAAGAUGCUGCGCGCAACCACCGUCGCAUCGCCCAGAGCAUCCGCGACCUCGUUGUCAACCCCUUCUCCCGCUGGUGCGACGCCCACGAAGCUCGUAUCCAGGACUCUCAAGAUGAGCUGCAAGUGCGCAUCAAAGCUCAUGACCGUCAGGCUGAGGCAGUCAAGAAGCUCCGAUCCGUGUAUUUCAACAAAUGCCGACUGGUAGAGGACCUCGAAGAGGAAAAUAAGCUUGCUUUCCAGGAUCCUGAAACCAGCCCCAAAGGCAAUCAGAAUAUUCCCGAGAUUAAGGUUCAGCCUCAUAAGGAGGAGGAGCCCGAGGAGGAAGAGCUAUAUGAAAUUGGUGACGACACUUACCAGCCCGAGCAAGUGAAGAAGAUUCUUUCCCAGAUGCUUUCCAGCAUCAAGAUGGGCGAGACCAAGGUGCCAAUCCUAGGAACAUAUCUCAACACUUCCUCCGGUUCCGACAUCGUUGAAUAUUUGCAGCGUAGCAUGGGCAACAUCGGCGUAGCUUAUGCUGAGCGAAUUGGUCAAGAUCUUGUUAACAACGGUUUCCUUCGCCUCAUCGGUAAUGUGGGAAGUACAUUUGCCAACAGCUCCAAGAUGUUCUACCAAUGGCGACCCAAGGCUUUCCAAAUGGCUGGUGUUCCUGAAAAGAAGUCUAUCAACCGCACUUUCUCACUGGCUUCUACGGGUUCUGAGGGCGCUGAUUCUCCCGUUGGAACUGUCAGCGAGUAUCUUGCCAACUGGAAUGUUCUUAACAACUCUCACCCUAACGAGACCCCUAGCCAGCGUCUGAAGCGAGAGGCUUCCGAGGCCGAUGAGAAGUACCGCGAGGGCGUCCGCAAGCUUGACCAGCUUCGAUGCGAGCUUGAGGAGGCUAUUCAUCUUCAUCUCAAGUUCCUUGAGCGCUGCGAGCUUGACCGUCUAAAGGCUGUCAAGACUGUCAUCCUCGACUUCUCGGGCACCAUUGGAAACGUCAUCCCAAGCCUGCAGUCUACUGUAGACCAGAUGAUGCUCUUCCAGGAGACCAUCCAGCCCCAGAGCGAUCUACGUUAUCUUCUCGAGACCUAUCGCACUGGAAGUUUCGUGCCCAAGGUGGUCGUCUAUGAGAACUAUUAUAAUAAGGUUGACGAGCAGACAUUUGGUAUCGAUCUUGAGGCGCGUGCCAGGGCUGACAAGAAGCGCGUGCCCAUGAUUGUUACCACUAUCUUGACCUAUUUAGACCACCAUUACCCUGAUCUUGAAGGUGAUGAGGCUCGGCGAGGUGUGUGGUUGCUGGAAGUUCCGCUAUCACAAUCACACCGUCUACGCGCCAAGGUUAAUGACGGCAAGCCUGUUUCUCCUGAUGUGUUUGAUGAAUUUGAUAUCCCCACGGUUGCCAGUUUGCUCAAGGUCUAUCUCUUGGAGCUUCCUGAUUCUCUGGUCUCCUCUCACGUUUAUGAGAUUAUCCGAACUAUUUACUCUACCCCAUCUACUGAUGCUGAUGAGUCCUCUCGCAUUGCUGCUCUCCAAUCUACUCUAUCACAGCUCCGCCUCACCAAUAUUGCCACUCUCGAUGCUUGUAUGAACCACUUCACUCGCCUGAUCGACUUGACUUCUGCCGAUGAAGCUUAUGUUGCAUCUCUUGCUACCACUCUUGCACCUUGCAUCCUGCGGCCACGAACUGAGACCUCACUCACUAUGGAAGAGAAGCAUGCGUACCGACUGGUCCGAGAUCUGUUUGCCCAUAAGGACGCCAUCUUUAGCGCCCUGAAGCGCAUGUCUAUGGUUACACACUCCACCUCUGUUGGCAGCAACAACCGCCCUCGAGCCAUUAGCACCGACGAAAGCAACCGUAAGGCCCUUAUGGAAGAGCGGAAUAGAGCUCUGCUUGAAAAGGCCAACGCAAGCCGCGGCCGUGAUAAAAGCCCUGCGCCAGGCCCCCGUGGUCACCGCCGAGACCGAAGUACUGGCGGACCAGAGACCCGAUUCCCUAUUGCCAGCCCAACAUCGGCUGUUGAUCGACACCGCACCAGUCUCGGCGGAGUUAUCAAGAGACAGAGUCUUGAAGUUCCCGAGCCCGAUGGUGCUGCCCCUGUAAAUGGCGAUGCUGAAAAGGAUAAGUCUGACGCCGAUUCGGAGAAGCGAGACAGCCGUGAUAGCACAGGACGUACACCAACCAAGUUCGUUGGUGGCAAACGAGUUCCUGUGGUGCCAUCGACUCCCCCUUCAGAAUCCAACCGCGGCGUGCAACUUGAAGAUGCUCCGAUGGAGGAUUAGUUUUACGAUACGGAGCCAAGUUUUAGACAGCGGUAGGAGGCGGAGUUUCGGUUCUGAACCAUGACAGACCCAAAUAGAGCCACGCCUUCAUCUUGAUCUUGAACGGAGUUGGGAUUUGGUUAACAGCGGGACUGCAGGAAUAGAGGGGAGCGGCUCG
This is a messenger RNA of Fusarium oxysporum Fo47, 2861 nucleotides long. Its product is annotated as GTPase-activating protein RGD2. The coding region runs from base 191 to 2704 and encodes 837 amino acids. The transcript has 3 exons. The record is from RefSeq and is a predicted model, not a curated record. NCBI's taxonomy places the organism in Eukaryota, Fungi, Ascomycota, Sordariomycetes, Hypocreales, Nectriaceae. Gene Ontology annotation, biological process: cytoskeleton organization; small GTPase-mediated signal transduction. Gene Ontology annotation, molecular function: GTPase activator activity. Gene Ontology annotation, cellular component: cytoplasm; plasma membrane; cell division site.